GCAAUUCCCCUCUAGCCUCCCUUGUACAGGAACCUAACCCACUUAACUUACCCAACACUCUCAUCCUGGCACAGGUAGCAGUGAUCUCCCCAAACUGUCUUCACACAAGUAGCAGUGAUCUCCUCUAACCAUCCUCAAGUGCAUGGAGCAAAAAAAUUAAACUAUCUCCUUUACCUGCGUUGGGGAGCGCUGGCCCUCCUCCCAGCAUUGGGGAGCGCUGGCCCUCCUCCCAGCUGCCUAUUGCAUUAGUGCAUUACUCGGUACAUUUCUGAAAUGUUCUGAUUGAUUGAUUUAUUUAAUACUUUUACAUUUGUUUUUUAGCACCUGGGCCACAACUCUUGCCGCAAUGGGAGGAGCUGUGAGUGCUGGAGAAGACAAUGAUGAGCUAAUUGAUAACCUUAAGGAGGCCCAAUACAUUCGGUCAGAUGUGGUGGAACAAGCUUUUCGAGCCAUUGACCGUGCAGAUUAUUACUUGGAUGAAUUUAAAGAAAAUGCUUACAAAGACUUAGCCUGGAAACAUGGUAAUAUCCACCUGUCCGCACCCUGCAUCUACUCCGAGGUUAUGGAAGCCCUCGACUUGCACCCUGGGCUCUCAUUCCUGAACCUGGGCAGCGGGACUGGUUAUCUCAGCACCAUGGUGGGACUUAUCCUGGGUGAGUUAGUUCACUGGGAACAUAUGAUGUUGCCCCCAGUUUUUUAAUGUUCUAUGAAAUUUAUUCUAAGUGUAGCUUAAGGAGCAACUUUCCACAUUACGUUUUGAUAACGUAUCUUGCACAGUUUGACUCCAUGAAAUUCCAGAAUACACCUUGGAGUUAUAGUCCUCAUGCUGACAUAUCAUGUCCAUUGUUAAAGAGCAUUUCUGGGGUAAAACGUUUAAAAGUAGAGCAAUGUUUAGACACAUGGUGGGCCUUCCACUACAACCUAUAGAUUUACUUUAUACGUAAACACUAUGGGAACAUGUAGAUUAUGCAAGAGGAAAUGGGAUGUUUGUAAAAGGGCUUCUCUCCAACCUACUGAAACCCACCAGUAUUGUAAGAAAUGAUGACUCUCUUACAAUGGUGACUGUUUUAAAUAUGUGGACAAAUAAACUACACAGACAAGAGUAUGUAAAAUAAUAUAUAUUAUUCCUUCCAGUAUGAUGUCUACAUGUAUAUUGGGGUUGUUGUGUGUUUUUUUUUUUACUUUGCUUUCAUGUGUAAGAAACAUUCUAACGGAUGUGUAGCUUUUACCAGCUGUUAGUUUCACAGCCCCAGUGUGUUGUAUGCGCCUGAUGUUAGUCUGUCUCUGUGAACAGGACCGUUUGGCAUUAAUCACGGAGUGGAGCUGCAUGCUGAUGUUAUCGAAUACGCAAAGCAAAAACUCGAUCAGUUUGUACGCACCAGUGACAGCUUUGACAAGUAAGAUUAACCCCUGAGGUUCAGGGUGCACCAAACAGGUCAUUAAGAGUCUAAGUACUAAAAUAACUUUGCAUGAGGGAGCAGAGAAUACAAUACACCCAACCUCCUCAAUAAGAGUAUCUUAUAACUGUAAUGGUUGGUAAAAGCCGUAAAGCAACCUCUCAGAGCUGUCAGGCUUCGUUUUAGGCUGCCUUUAUUAUUUUCGUAGAUAUUGUGCUUGCGCACAGCUUGUAUUGAUCUGUCUAUCCUCUCCAUAGAGAGGCUCAGACCGUAAACUCUCCAGGAAGUUUAUUAUUCAGAUAUAUUAUACGAUUUAUAUUUCAUCUGGCUACAUUGCCGUAAAUGAGGGGAAGUGUGGGAUUUGAAUCAUCGCUACACUGAUUUUCUAUAUACGAGUCCCCUCUAAAAUGUUAACAUAAGGAUUUGAGCUAGUGCGCAGGUAACUCUUCUUUUUUUUUUUCUUAGGUUUUUAAUAUACAGGAUGGUAGUAAGUGCUAAGCUCAUAUAUAUUAAACAGACACUAUAGUCACCUAGACCAUUACAUCUCAUUAAAGUGGUCUAGGUGCAGUGCCCCUGUCCCCUUAAUCCCUCAAUGUAAAACUGCAUGUUUACAUUGCAGAGUUAACAUUGACACAUGGCGCAGAAUUCCCUAUGUGAUCAUUUGAAUCCCGUGUGGCACUCACCGCACAUGGGCAUUAGGUCCCCAAUGCUCUCUAUUUUAAAUAUUGGAUUGGACCUUCACGGAAGAGGCAGGGCCUCCUCUGUGUUGUCAGUGGGGGAGAAGAGGUGAGCAGUACAGAGGGAGCCUCGACAUUGGAAUAAAGUAAGACUUUUUUUUUUUUUUUUUUUGCUCUAAGGUGGGACCUCUUUAGAGCUAGAUAGAGGAACACUAUAGCAUUUGGGAAUAUAGAUUUGUAUUACUUUAAAGAAACACUCCUUUGGAAAACUGGUUAUAGUGCAAGGAGCGCCCUGGCAUCCCCAAUGUGAAUGGUUUGCUUUUUUUAUACAUCUAUGUGUGUGCAUCUGUUGACACUCCUCUCUUUUUGCUUAACAAUUGACAACUUACCUGGGAUCUACCUGGCACUAGUCACUUCCUACAUUGAGAGCCGGCUGUUCCUACGUGGAGCUUCUGUUAGUUCCUCUUCAGCUAAACCUUGCCAUGCUGCAUCAGGGGAUCGCUCUCAGCCAGUGAGCCAAGUCCUGCAGCGUCAGACUUGGCUCAAUGCAAAGACCCCCAGCUCCGAGCAUCAUUACCUCUAUAGUGCUAUAGUUGUUUUGGUGCCAGGACUGUUCCUUUUAAGCUGAUAUAACAAUAGUAAAAAAAUUAAAAGAAUUGCAGUUACUUCAGGGCCUCUUCAAAAUACAAGCGAAGCCAAACAAUGAGAAUAGGCUGUACAUUGUAGCCUGACACUAGGAAAGACCACGUUAGUUGUUAUCGAACAAGAUGAGAACAUUUACUGAACUCUUUGUAGCAUUAACCUAUGUAACCCCUUGUUUUAUAUUACGUGUCCUUCCCCCGGGUUUGAUUUUUGUAACCCCUUGUUUUAUAUUACGUUCCCCUCCACCGGGUUUGAUUUUUGUAACCCCUUGUUUUAUAUUACGUGCCCCUGCCCCAGGUUAGAUUUUUGUAACCCCUUGUUUUAUAUUAUGUGCCCCUCCACCGGGUUUGAUUUUUGUAACCCCUUGUUUUAUAUUACGUGCCCCUCCCCCAGGUUAGAUUUUUGUAACCCCUUGUUUUAUAUUAUGUGCUCUUCCCCAGGUUUGAUUUUUGUGAACCCUGUUUUGUAAGUGGAAACUGCUUAGACAUUUCUCUGGACUUCUCUGCGUAUGACCGAGUGUAUUGCGGGGCUGGGGUACAGAAAGAGCAUGAAGAGUAUAUGAAGAAUCUUCUGAAAAUUGGAGGAAUCCUCGUCAUGCCAAUAGAGGAGAAGGUAACUGCAGUGGUACUGAUCCCCACCUUUCCCAAUGCAACAGACAUUUCAGGUUGUAUGUGUAAUAGAGUAACUGCCUAUCAGCCGUCUAUCCAUAUAGCAACUACACUGAGCAUUAGCUCACGUUUAUCUACUCCACGUGCCACGAAGGACAUUUGAACAGGCUAGGAUCUGUGUCAGAAAAUGGCAUGUCCAGAGAUUGUAAGGAGUGUGAGCUGUGUUUUAUGUUGUGAUUUAAAAGGAUACUUGGUCUACUAAAAGAAAUACUCCAAUGGGGGGGGGGGAAACUAGAUCUUUCCCCAUGCAGGGUCCCUUUCAGUCUUUGUCUGUGGCUUAUUCCAUUCCAUCCAUUACAGUUCUCAUUUUCUGUUUAGCUCACCAAGAUAACCCGCACCAGCACCUCCACGUGGGACACCAAGAAAAUCCUGGCAGUGUCAUUUGCUCCCCUCAUUCAGCCCUCGAAAGGAGAAACUGGGAAAGCCAAGAGCCUCAUACUGCGUAAGUAAAUAAUAUGGGUGAAUGGAAAUCGAUUUUAAAAAAUCUGUCCUAAUUCUAUUUGAAUGUUUUUGUGAGAAAAUGUGACACGCGAAGACUGAAUUUGGAUAAAUAUUUUAAAAAGUUAUGUUUUAUAUUUUGUGAAACAUACUAAAACAGGAUACACAUACAACCAAACUAUACAUUAAAAAUAUUUCCUUCCCGUUUUUAAAACUUUAUUGUAAAUUUGAAUCACACCAAUUGGGUAAAUGUCUUAUUUUGCCCAGUUUAGCACAUUUUAUUGAUUUUAUUAAAUGCUUAGGAAGUGCUCUGAACAGUAACAAGGGAAGAUUUCGCCCACCAGCUUGCCACCUCUUUCUAAUGCAGGGUAUGUUUCUAUGCCGGGCAUGCCAUCUGUGCCAAGGACAAGGAGGAAUUGUUCUGUGCCUGUCAGGAAAAUCAGGUUUUACAGAGAUUCCUGGUUUGAUAGAAAUCAAGUUCAUUACUCUCUAAGAAAUUAUUUAUCUCAUUUUGGUAGCAUAGGUUAUAUUUCAAACGUUGACUUGUUUUUGUUUUGUUUUUAGCUCCUCCAAACGUGCGCACUCUUCAGGACCUGUCUCGCAUUGCCAUCAGGACCCGCAUUAAAAAGAUAAACCAAGGAUUUGGUUGCAGAGGAGUUAGUGGAGUACAGAAAAACCCACCUCGCUUCAAGCGCAAGAGACUGCGAAGGCGCCGUUUGGACACUAUUGUCUUUUUGGACAAGCAGAUUUACGCCAGCCGGAUCCCUAACCCAUUUGAUUUCGACGACGAUAACAACAACUGCGAAGAUGUGGAUGACGAUCACAGGGAGGAAGAGGAGAGAGCAGCAAGUGAACCCAAGGCAGAGCCACAGGUCAAUUUACUGCGAGAGAAGAUCCUGAGCCUCCCACUGCCGGACCCUCUGAAAUAUUAUCUGCUUUACUACAGGGAAAAAUAAACCGAGCUUGAUGGCAUUGAAAUGUACAGUAAGGGGGCUUCUCCUGCAUCUCCAGCAUGCUCCGCAGACUGUGCCACCUCCGUUGGGUGUGAUUGGCUCCGGCCGUGGCCUUUGGGCAAGCAGUGGGUGUUGCUUCAUUUAGACCACAUUCCUUAUUUCCCCAGCUCAGUACUCUGUGGUUAAGACUUUUUCUCUGCUGGGCUAACACUUGUCCUGUAAUCACCUGUUACAAUAUUUGGCUUGCUUUGCUAGACAUUUUCUUUUGUGGGUGAAGAGAACUUGUCUAGGACACGUCUGGUGCUUUUUCACGACUUUCUUUCCAAAGCACAACUAGUUUCACCACAAAGUUCAAAUUUUAGGGGAUAAUUGGCCAGAAUUGGUCAUUUUCACUGGUUUAUUUAACUUGUCAAUUUUUGCUUAGGAGCAAAUACUUUGUAUUUCCUUUAAUUUAUGCAGCGAAUUGGUAAGAGGUUUUUUUUUUUUUUUGGACCGCAGGUCUGUAAAUGUUCUCGUUCGGUUGGAUGCAAAUGUAAAUCUCUAGCCAAAUCUGUUUCAUUUCCAGAGAGAUUUGUUAAUUUCUAUAUAAAUUAAAAAAAAAAUGCCCUUGUAAAUAAUGGGAACCACCCAAACUCCAGGAUGCAUUUAAUUUUCUAAUGACUGCUUUCAGAAUUCCCAGCCGUUUAUGACUUUUUUUACAAUAUUGGCAGAUGCUUGGUGGAGAGUUGGUUUGGCGCAGGGUGAUUCUGCACAUUUAAAUAAUGUGCCGUCUGCUCCCAAACUCUAGUCCAUCGCAGAGCAGGGUGUCUGCACAGUUACCUCUCUCAUGCUUCCGAAACAAUCUACUGAACUUUACUUCCUUUCUAUUGUAGGUACGGGUGGUUUUUGGCAUAUAAUGUAUAAAACGCAUUUGUCAUCUUCCAGUGGAAAUUUGCAUAAUGUCGCACUCUCUCUAUAACAUUCAUUUUAUAGAUAUUGGAACUUUAAAAUAAAAUUGGAUGUCCAGUGCAGCUGAAUGUACUGCAAGUGUUUUUGGUGUAUCCAGAAGGGGGCAAUGUGUCCAGCCUCAGUAGUAUCCAGUAGACUUGUAGCCUUGUUGUGGUUUCUCUUUCCUUUGUGAGUUUGUAAAAGAAGUGCGAUCAUGUUUUAUUACUUAGGGAAGAGUAAAAUUCUAUUUCAUAAACUGUUUGCUUAGCUUUGCAACCCAGUGAGAUAGCCUGCUGCACACACAGCUUGUCUCCAUGCAAGGACCUAAAACAAGGGGAAUAAUAUGUUAUACAUUUCUUUAAAGGGACACCAUAGUCACCUGAACAACUUUAGCUUAAUGAAGCAGUUUUGGUGUAUAGAACAUGCACCUGCAGCCUCACUGCUCAAUCAUCUGCCAUUUAGGAAUUAAAUCCCUUUGUUUAUGAACCCUAGUCACACCUCCCUGCAUGUGACUUGCACAGCCUUCCAUAAACACUUCCUGUAAAGAGAGCCCUAUUAUUGCAAGUUCUGUUUAAUUAAGAUUUUCUUAUCCCCUGCUAUGUUAAUAGCUUGCUAGACCCUGAAAUAGCCUCCUGUAUGUGAUUUAAAGUUCAGUUUAGAGAUUUAAGGUAAAUUACAUCUGUUUGAAAGUGAAACCAGUUUUUUUUUUUCCAUGCAGGCUCUGUCAAUCAUAGCCAGGGGAGGUGUUGCUAGGGCUGCAUAAACAGAAACAAAGUGAUUUAACUCCUAAAUGACAGUGAAUUGAGCAGUGAAAUUGCAGGGGAAUGAUCUAUACACUAAAACUGCUUUAUUUAGGUGACUAUAGUGUUCCUUUAAGUUACAUUACGAAUACUACUGGUCAGGUCUACUCGACCCUGCAAACCUUCUGUCAUGUGACUCCCAGGAAUGGACAGGCGGCUGCAUGUGUACAUUCCGCUCACAGCCUCUGAGACUUCCUGCAUGUGGGAGCAUGCUAGAGUGGCAGAACGGUGCUACAGCUUCCUGUGAACUCCAUAUUAGUAGUUGUUAUCCCUAUGGAAAUCCUAAAAAUAAUAUGGAAAUGGCUGUUUUGCUAUAUUUUUGGAAGCAAUUUUGUGUGCGGUAGUAAUGAUGGAAUACAUGUUAUGAACAUUGAUCACAGUGAAUUUUAUAUCGAUUCUGCUAUUUUCCAAUAACCCUGAGGAUCCACAUUGACAGUAGGGUGUCCACCACGUGCCUGAAUUUCCACUCACCAGGGCUAAAUUUCUACUUGCCAUUGGCUACUAGAAAUGUUGAUCCCUGUGUAAUAUUGCGUCCCCCUGUCCCCCACCCAGCCAUAAUGUCUUACUUACACUAAGCGGAGGAUUGUGGUGGGUUAGCCAAUGAAUUGCAAAUUGUGGGCCUGAAUAGCAAUAUUGGAAAAAUUCCAACCUCCAGCUUCUCUAUUUCUUAGUGCUUUACCCAAUAAACAUCAGUUCAUGUCUUAAUAAUUCAAUUUCCUUUGUAUCAACGCUUUUCUGUUUGAAAACUUACAAAUGUGCAUUUUAGUAGUGAGAUUUAAUUACAUUUUACUGAUCUUUGCUUACUGUUAAAGCCACUCUCCCAACCAAAAAAAAAG
Messenger RNA from Pelobates cultripes (western spadefoot toad), 7338 nucleotides. The record is from the annotation of a GenBank genome assembly. NCBI's taxonomy places the organism in Eukaryota, Metazoa, Chordata, Amphibia, Anura, Pelobatidae.